AUGUGCCACACCAGCUGCUCCACAGGCUGCCGGGCUGGCUGCUGCUUGCCCAGCCCCUGCCAGCCCUCCGUGUGCCUGCCCGUGGGCUGCAAGCCAGCUGUGUACGUGCCGGUGAGCUGCCAGACCACCUGCUGUGUGCCCGUGAGCUGCAGGCCUAUCGUGUGCACGGCCCCCUCCUGCCAGCCCUCCGUGUGCCUGCCUGUGAGCUGCAGGCCCGUCGUGUGCGUGGCCCCCUCCUGCCAGUCCUCUGGGUACAUCCAGCCCUCCUGCCCCACCCUGGUCUGCACACCCAUCUCCUGUGGCACCCCUUCCUGCUGUUGA
Messenger RNA from Artibeus jamaicensis (Jamaican fruit-eating bat), 321 nucleotides. RefSeq names its product keratin-associated protein 12-3-like. The record is from RefSeq and is a predicted model, not a curated record. Lineage: Eukaryota; Metazoa; Chordata; Mammalia; Chiroptera; Phyllostomidae. The coding region runs from base 1 to 321 and encodes 106 amino acids. The transcript has a single exon. Gene Ontology annotation, cellular component: keratin filament.